Molecule: messenger RNA, 1643 nt
Organism: Psylliodes chrysocephalus
Lineage: Eukaryota; Metazoa; Arthropoda; Insecta; Coleoptera; Chrysomelidae
Source: the annotation of a GenBank genome assembly
CGCGCUCUACAAAGUGCUGGAGCACUAAAUCGGUCUGAUAUGCACUGAAUAUCUACGGUCGCGAGUCGGUGUCGUCAAGUGGAAAUAACGUUUUUUUUUUGUCUGAAAAUUCGCAACUUUGAUUAAAAUGGAUCAUCUUUAUAGGGGUAGGAGAUUCAUUCUUUCUAAAAGAACCAGUGAGCUGAUAGCACUACUGGCUCUUUCUACAACACUGUUCCUCUACAUUCAUACCAGAGAUUUGAAUACAAAACUUAAGGAGAUGGAAAUCAGAAUUCAACCUGUCAGCAUGAUAUCAUCAAAUCAAUUAGUUUUAAGCGAUAGUGGCCCUCCAGCCUAUACAGGUGUUAAAGCAACAAUGAAAUUAUUAGAAAGUACAGGACAGAUGUCUACAUUAGAACCGUCGCUUCUAAAUAACACAAAAAAAGCUAAAAUUAAUUUGAUAUUCUUCAAUCGAGUCCCAAAAGUUGGAUCGCAAACAUUAAUGGAGCUCAUGAGAAGACUAAGCAUGCGAAAUAAUUUUGGAUUCCAUCAAGACCGAGUUCAAAGAGUAGAAACUAUCAGGUUAUCACCAGAGGAUCAAGCUAUUUUAGCUGCGCUGGUUUCAAGUUAUGAUCCACCCGGAGUUUAUAUAAAACACGUUUGCUUUACGAACGUUUCCAGUUUUGGUCUACCAGAGCCUAUUUAUAUUAACCUCGUUAGAGAUCCGGUGGAACGAGUCAUAUCUUGGUAUUACUACGUUCGAGCUCCUUGGUAUUAUGUAGAAAGAAAAAUUGCAUUUCCGGAUAUUCCGUUACCAGAUCCUAAAUGGCUCAAAAAAGAUUUUGAAGACUGUGUUUUGUCUGAAGACAGAGAGUGUCGAUAUCUAAAAGGAGAAAUCAGAGAAGGAAUCGGUGACCACAGAAGACAGUCUAUGUUUUUUUGCGGCCAUCAUCCAGAAUGUUUACCUUUCAAUACAGAAGGUGCACUGGAAAGAGCUAAAAGGGCUGUGGAACGAAAUUACGCUGUUGUAGGGGUGUUGGAAGAACUAAACACUACGCUGACGGUUUUGGAAAAUUAUGUGCCCAGGUUUUUUAAGGGAGCUUCAAAGAUUUAUUGGGACGAAAUAAGCAGAUAUUAUCCAAUAAACAAAAACAAUUUCAAACCAACUGUAAGCGAAGAAGUAAAAAAUAUUGUUCGAAAAAACUUUACGAAAGAAAUCGAGUUUUACGAAUUUUGCAAACAAAGAUUACAUAAACAGUAUUUAGCCUUAAAAUUACCCGAACUGAUUACAUAGACGUAUAGUUAAAGCUUAGUUAAUUACCUAGCAAUUUGGGGCAGAGUUGGACUGUGUACAUAUUGAAAUAAUGUUUAAUAUUUCUAUUUCUGUUUUUAUCCAAAUGAAGGUAAAAUCUCAAACUAGAAAGGUACAUAUUAUUGAUUCAUUUUUAAAAAAAUAAAGCAGCGAUUAAAACUGAUGACGUAUCUCAUGAAUAUGAAUGAAGCCUUUUGGUAACGUGUUCUUGUAGAAUUUUUAUUAGUUAUGUUAUUAUUGUAGUCUCUAUUUGUAAUUUAUUUAAACUAUAUUAAGAGGAUACCUUAAAUACAAAAAUAUUUAGCCAUUUUUUUUUUUUAGAAACAAUUCGAGAAAUCAACAGGUUUUGUUG